GUGCAUCAGAGGCUUUCUCCUUGGCAGACUGUGAGGGUGGUCUAUUGCAGUACAGUAGUGCCCUCUGAUGAAGUGACGGUGGUUUACCAAAACGGGUUACCUGUGAUUUCUGUGAAUCUUCCAUCCCGGCGUGAACGUUGCCAGUUCACGCUUAAACCUAUCUCAGACUCUGUUGGUGUGUUCUUACAACAGCUGCAAGCAGAGGACCGAGGAAUCGAUCGGGUUGCAAUCUACUCAGCAGAUGGCACACGUGUUGCCUCCUCCACAGGCAUAGAUUUGCUUCUGCUGGAUGACUUCAAACUGAUCAUUAAUGAUAUCACGUACCAUGUUAGACCACCAAAGAGAGUAAAUACUUUCAGGAUAUUUCUUUCAACUCAGGAGCACCAGCUGAACAAAGAGAAGGAGCUCAUAGGGAGACUAGAGGAAUUGAAGGAGCAACUAGCACCACUAGAAAAAGUAAGGAUGGACAUGGCCACUCAGUUUGGGAUUCUGGCCCGCCUCACCUGGUGGGAGUAUUCUUGGGACAUUAUGGAACCAGUCACCUAUUUCAUCACCUAUGGCAGUGCCAUGGCGAUGUAUGCUUAUUUCGUAAUGACUCGCCAGGAAUAUGUUUAUCCAGAUGCCAGAGACAGACAGUACUUAUUAUUUUUCCAUAAAGGAGCCAAAAAGACACGAUUUGAUCUAGAGAAAUACAAUCAACUCAAGGAUGCAAUUGCUCAGGCAGAAUUGGACCUUAAGAGGCUUCGAGACCCGUUGCAGGUUCACCUGCCCAUCCAGCAAAUUGAUGAAAAGGACUGAUCAGCAAAGAAGCUCUGAACCCCGGCAAAAAACCUGUUCAUAGCUCUUGCCUUUUUAAUUAAAGCAUUGCAGGUGGAAGCUGGGAGGUGGUGUGGGGGUGGAGGGUUUUUACCUUUAAUCAAGACAAAGGACUGUAGGGGGGGAAAUCUCUUAAAUAUGAAGAUGGGUCGUGGUGGAAUGUUAGUUCUGAAAAGGGCUUGGCAAAUAGUCACAUUUAAAAACUUGUCUGAAUGUCAGUUGUGUACAAAUACAAGAUCGGGGAGGUUCAUGAAAAGAAUGUAAUGCUGGGGUGUAGGGAUGUCUUCUUCCAACUUUGCAGGGUCUGCCUCUUGAUAAGACACCAGCAGCCUGCUUAGCUUUUUAAAUUUUCCUUUACCUGAUUCAGAUCUCUCUUUCUCUCUCAAUAAAAAAAGGAGGAAAAAAAAAAAAAAGAACAGAGAAUCCAAGCCACCUGGAGCUAUGGCUGGUGAUCAGAACUUGUACUCCACCGCCA
This is a messenger RNA of Leptosomus discolor (cuckoo roller), 1291 nucleotides long. NCBI's taxonomy places the organism in Eukaryota, Metazoa, Chordata, Aves, Leptosomiformes, Leptosomidae. The record is from RefSeq and is a predicted model, not a curated record.